AAAGCAAAUUAUAUAUGGUCAAUUUGUCAAUAUUCUGACCAAACAAAAGUUAGAAGAUCAUCAGUUGGACGUUACGUACGUGUACACCAUGGUGAAGCUAACAAUAGUUGGAAGGAUAAGUGAUGGAUUGCCCAUCUCACAGCAAGGACCCGAUCACAUUAAUCAAGUAGUCGAUGAUGACAUCAUCACAAAUUUCAGGAAACAUGCAGAGUUGUUGCUCCAUGAAAUCUCCAUUGCGGCCUUGCCACCUUCAUCUGCCACCAUUUUCAUUCAUCCCCAUUGCUUCUACUACAUGGUGAGGAAUGGUAUAUGUUUCAUUACAUUAUGUGAAGAAUCAUAUCCAAGAAAGCUUGCAUUCCACUACCUCCAAGAUUUGCAAAAGGAAUUUGGUGACAAGAUUCAUGAUCAUCAUCCGGAACUUGUAAACCAAAUAACUAAACCCUACAGCUUUGUCAAAUUUGAUAACAUUAUUCGCAAUGUCAGAAGACAAUAUGUCGAUACAAGGACUCAGGCGAAUUUGUCGAAGCUGCUAAGUUGUAACCACACACAAGAGUUCGAAGAUGUUCAUACUGAACAAAUGUCGUUGGUUAUUGAAAGGAGGAGAAGAUCAGAUAUCAUGAUGAGAAUGAUGACAGCCCAUAAAAGUACUUCUCCGGUGUGGGGAUCCAAGACUCUAGAGGUUAUUGCUGUGAAAUGGACACCAAUCACAAUCAUCUUCGUGGUUGUGUUCGUUCUUUUGUGGAGCAUCUUAUUAAGAGCAAGAGAUCGAAUGUACUAAUCUAGCUAGCUUCAUCAUCUCAAGAAAAGAGAAAGAUUAUUAACUGAAAGCUAUAGCUUAAUUAAUUGGCAAACCAUAUAUAUAUGAUCAGAAAAUGUAAUUAAUUAAUUAACUUCUAUGUAUAUAUGAACAUACACAACAACGUAACAUACUCUAUUAAUUUUUGAUGUAACAGUAGUGAUG
Messenger RNA from Erigeron canadensis, 961 nucleotides. Its product is annotated as 25.3 kDa vesicle transport protein. The record is from RefSeq and is a predicted model, not a curated record. Bases 89 to 778 code for a protein of 229 amino acids. Gene Ontology annotation, biological process: endoplasmic reticulum to Golgi vesicle-mediated transport; retrograde vesicle-mediated transport, Golgi to endoplasmic reticulum; vesicle fusion with Golgi apparatus. Gene Ontology annotation, cellular component: endoplasmic reticulum membrane; endoplasmic reticulum-Golgi intermediate compartment; ER to Golgi transport vesicle membrane. NCBI's taxonomy places the organism in Eukaryota, Viridiplantae, Streptophyta, Magnoliopsida, Asterales, Asteraceae. The transcript has 5 exons. Gene Ontology annotation, molecular function: SNAP receptor activity.